UAGACGCUGCAGUCAGUCUGCAGGUGCGAGAGAAAGGGAGUGGUAGUGGCGCACAUGCAGUCAUUGACGGUUCUAUUUGCGCUGUACGCUUGCAAUCUAGCAACAGUUUCUGCGCAAGGAUAAAAUAUUUGAAGGAAACCAGAAUUUCCGAGGUCUCUCGAUAUGAAAGCUCCUACAGCUCUCUACUACACACUCUUCGCACAGGCAUGUUUCGUCAACAGCCAGUUAUAUCAGCCAUCCAGCAACGGGGCCCAAAAUUCCCAACUCGAUAAGUCAGCUGUUAGGAAAAGAUCGCCUGACAGGGAACAUCAUCUUCCCUUUUUCAGGCCAUCAAGACCCGAAAAUCCAUAUUCAUUUAUACAAUUGGAGGAUGAAGCGUCCUCAAUGCGCGCUUCUGCUUCAUCGCCGAUACGCAAAUACAUUUCCAGAAGAGGACCUAAUCCUGAAGUUCCUGCAAAAGUGGACAAUCCGGACACAGUCACUCCUAAACCAAAACCCACAUUGAAGCGUAAAACUCAAAGACCGUCCGUGGCGGCCACUACACCUCAGUCUUUAGAAGGAUGGGUUUCUUACCCAACUGAGGCAACUGUCGUCGCGUCCACUAAACAGACUCCUGAAGCAACAAGCAAAGCUGGGGCGUGCGGUGGCAUUCAGAGCUACGGUAUCAGCUGCGCCGUGCGUAUGGACCAGUGUACGCGGGACGCCCACUGCCCCGGCACCACACUCUGCUGCAUGGUCGGCCAGUGCGGCUACAUGUGUGUCAAUCCUAAACCUCCCUCGGACGCUAAGAAGAAGCGACGCCCCGGCGCCAGCAGCGGCAUGAAGCAGCAGGGCGACCGCGUCACUGAAGACUCCACCACCGCGGAGGGACUCAAGGUCGGCGACAUCGCCAUGGAGAACGAGCAGCCGGACUCCCAGCCCUAGCACUGAUCAUACUAUUAUUCUCCAUUAUAAAGCGCUGAAACUAUUUGUAAAGUUUAUUUCUAAGCGUUCAAUUUAUGAUAAAAUCGCAGGGAAUUUUUCAUUCAGAGACUAAUUUUUGGAAUGCGGGACUUCAGUAAGCCUCGAAUUAUGGCAUUCCUGAAAUGAGAUAAAAUUUUCUACUAUUUGGUCAUGAAAGCAAGCUGAUCAUAUUGGGAAUUUUUAUUUUAGAAGUGUAUACUACUCUACAUAUACUUUCAUAAUACCAUACGGAAUAAAAAUUGUGAGUAGUAUUUUCUACGAUACAGUUAUCAACCUAAUUAUUCUUAAUUGUAUUGUGUCAUAUCUCGUGGAAAUUUUUACCGGAAACUCCUCUAAAAGGACACUUACUCGAGCUGCAUUACAUCUUUGCGUUAAAAACUAUUUACUUACUUAUUUUUCUAAUAUAUUCAAACAUUUGGUUUACAUUGCAAAAAAGUUAGUUAUUGCUUUUCAUGCCUGCUAUAUGCUGAGCGCAUCAUCACUGAUGUGACCACUUUUAUUUUGAGCUACACACAGCCUAAUUUAAUCACUGAACACUUCAUUAAUAAUAUUGCGAAUAAAUCUUCAAUAAUACACAGGAAACACUCAUAAUGUCGUGCUGAACUCAUGAUGUUUGUGUUACGUAAAGCUGGCAUCAUUAUUCCUUAUUUUGUUCAUGAAUGUGGUGAAGGCUACAUUUGUUUUUUUAC
Hyalella azteca is the source of this 1652-nucleotide messenger RNA. RefSeq lists its product as uncharacterized. NCBI's taxonomy places the organism in Eukaryota, Metazoa, Arthropoda, Malacostraca, Amphipoda, Hyalellidae. The coding region runs from base 163 to 924 and encodes 253 amino acids. The transcript has 5 exons. Gene Ontology annotation, molecular function: peptidase inhibitor activity. The record is from RefSeq and is a predicted model, not a curated record. Gene Ontology annotation, cellular component: extracellular region.